Molecule: messenger RNA, 1734 nt
Organism: Periophthalmus magnuspinnatus
Lineage: Eukaryota; Metazoa; Chordata; Actinopteri; Gobiiformes; Gobiidae
Product: caspase-3-like
Exons: 7
Coding region: 127-1041 (304 amino acids)
Biological process (GO): keratinocyte differentiation; proteolysis; neuron differentiation
Cellular component (GO): cytoplasm
Source: RefSeq, a predicted model, not a curated record
GGCUCUCAGGUCGUCUCUGUGAGGAGACUUCGAUCCUCUUUACAUUUGCUUCCUUAUAAAGAGUAGUCAAAGUUAUAGUACCGGCUUUACACCAGCUUUCCCUCAUAUUCAGCACAAUAAAGUGCCAUGGCAGAUGAAGAACAGACCAGAGAGGACACAGUUGAUGCUUGGAAGUUUUUGCCCAAAAAGUGCUCCUCCUCUUCUGAAAGUGCUGGAGAUGUGCAGGACCCAGAGAAGAGUUCUGGUUCUUCGGUCCCGGACUCGGUUCCAGGUCCAGAUGAGACUAAAGUACAGACCGAGGUGGAUCCGUACAUAUACCGGACAGACUUCCCCUGUGUGGGACUCUGCCUCAUCAUAAACAACAAGAACUUUCACCGCAGCACAGGGAUGUCCACUCGAAAUGGCACUGACGUAGAUGCAGCUGCAGUGAUGGAGACAUUUAUAAAACUGGGAUAUAAAUUAAUUGUAGCGACAGACCUCAGCGUACAAAAGCUUAAGGACAAGCUAAAGAGUGUGUCUGAGGAGGACCACAGUAAAUACGCCUCUUUUGUUUGUGUGAUUUUGAGCCAUGGGGAUGAGGGUGUGAUCUUUGGGACAGAUGGAUGUGAAAAACUCGAUGUUCUCACCAGAUUUUUUAAAGGAGACCGAUGCAGGAGCCUUGUAGGGAAACCCAAACUCUUCUUCAUACAGGCAUGUCGUGGCGGUGAAUUUGACGGAGGGAUUGAGACAGAUUCAGUGGACGCUGCAGUCGACCCAUCCACAGACAGGAUCCCAGUGGAGGCCGACUUCCUGUACGCUUACUCCACUGCUCCAGGAUACUACUCAUGGAGGAACACAUAUAAUGGCUCCUGGUUCAUUCAGUCUCUGUGUGAGGUCCUAGAGAAACACAGGGACCUGGAGCUGAUGCAAAUCAUGACCAGAGUCAACAGAAAAGUGGCCUAUCACUUCGAGUCAUCCUCAAAUCUUCCUGGAUUUAGCGGCAAGAAGCAAAUCCCCUGCAUCGUCUCCAUGCUGACCAAAGAGUUCUUCUUCCCAAAAUAGGCUUGAAUACAAGUUUUAACCAUAAUUUACACUAGGGUUCCCAAGGUGGGGGUCAGAAACCCUAGCAGAUCAUGUGGCAGUGAGCUGAGGGUCGCAAGAUGACUUGGAAGAUCUAAUUUUAAAAUUAUGACACUAUACUUAAUACAUUUUAAAAUAAAUUAAAAACUGUAUGGCAAUUUAGGCCAAGUAACACAAUAAACUAGUCAAAUAAACAUAAUUAAUGCUGAUUAAUUCAUGUUUUACAACUUUAAAUUUCAUUUCAUUUUUCAGUGGGAGUCUAGGGUUGGUUAUCUUAUUUUGUGGUCUUCCUCUACAUUAGGACAGGCUGUGGGCACAUAGAUGUCUUUUUAUGGGCUUGUUUUUUUUAUUCAGCAUUCAGUAAGAAGAGAAGGUCAGGGCUCGCUACUUAUUGUCUGAAAAGUAUUUAAUAAUAAUAAUGCAUCAGUCUUAUGUAGCACUUUUCCAGCUCAAAGUCGCUUUACAGUUUUAUGCAUUAUUCAUUCACUCUACACUCAGUGGUGGUGGUAAGCACUGUUGAUCCAGGAAAAUGAGCUAGAUCAGGUAUCAGUCCAUCCAAUAUUCUGGUUUGGCAUUUUAUUGGAUGUAAUAAGACUGUUUACUGGCUGAUAUUCACAUUUUUAUUCAUAAAUGGUUACUUGCUGUAUAAGUACAGCAACAUUGGAUUAAUUUUGC